Molecule: messenger RNA, 2393 nt
Organism: Dreissena polymorpha
Lineage: Eukaryota; Metazoa; Mollusca; Bivalvia; Myida; Dreissenidae
Product: zinc finger protein 729-like
Exons: 14
Coding region: 1-2052 (683 amino acids)
Source: RefSeq, a predicted model, not a curated record
AUGGAUGAGUCGCUGGGUGUUUCUGGCCUUGAAGAGAGCAUCCGCGCAGUGCAUUCGUGUCAGUGCCUUCGCGUGAAUGUGGAUUCAGAAACAGCCACCAAGGUGUUCGUCUGCAGCUACUGCCGUAAGAUAUUCCCUAGCAACUGGAAACUCAAUCGGCACGUGCGCGUACACACCGGCGAACUGCCUUUCCAGUGUGCCGUCUGCCUCAAACGGUUUGCUAGGAAAGAGACUCUAAACAAACACAUGGUUCCUGUAGACACACGCUGGGCUUCCGGUUUCGCCACCAAAGUAUUUGUAUGCGACUACUGCGGCAAGAUGUUACCUAACAAAUGGAAGUUGGCAGACCACGUCCGAACUCACACCGGGGAAAAACCUUUCGAGUGCGCCGUAUGUCACAAGCAAAGGGUACCGAUGGCGUCGUCAAAAUGUGGUGCCAUCAUCAACGUGUUCAGGUGUCCCGUGUGCGACCGCGUGACUUCCAUUCCUCCGGACAAGCGUAAGGACUGCAAUUUUUGCGGCAAGGCGUUCCCCAGCAAGUCGAAGUUGGAGCGCCACCUGGUCAUACACACGGGAGAAAAACCCUUUGAGUGCGCCCUCUGUAAAGCUGGUUCAGACAAGCAGUGCCCGUUCUGCCUCAAGGUGUUCCAAUCACCCUCGCACUGCCGCCGUCACGUGGUCGUACAUACGGGGGACCGCCCCUUUAAAUGUCACGUGUGCAACAGGAGCUUCAACGUGAAGACCAAUCUGGCCGCUCACAUGGUUGUCCAAUCGCCCUCGCACUGCCGCCGUCACGUGGUCGUACAUACGGGGGACCGCCCCUUUAAGUGUCACGUGUGCAACAGGAGCUUCAACGUGAAGACCAAUCUGGCCGCUCUCAUGACCAAGACGGUCUAUCUUAAAUCACCGCAAACGAACAGGGUUAAGUUGUGUUUUUUUGUACAAAACAAUUUUAUUGCCACGUACAUUUCAGAUGCCGAGGAUAAGAACACGUGCGCAGUUUGUGGUCGCGUGUUUCGCCAGAGGUCCAACCUGAAUCAGCACAUGCGCAUUCAUACCGGAUGUAAGCCUUACACGUGCGAGGUCUGCGGCAAGGCGUUCAACAGGCGUUCGAACCUCAAAAUCCAUGCUGUAACUCACUGUGAAAGCAUUGACCACCUUAUUGUCUCACACUGCCACAUUUUUAUUACAGGUGCCGAGGAUGCGAACACGUGCGCGAUUUGUGGUCACGUGUUCCGCUUGAAGUCCAACCUGAAGCAGCACAUGCGCAUUCACACCGGAUGUAAGCCUUACACGUGCGAGGUGUGCGGGAAGGCUUUCAAUCGAAGAAAUCACCUGAAGACGCAUGCCCUCGUGCACAUCGGCGACAUACACAACUUCAUAGGCCAACAAUGCGUGUUCGUUCUGCAGCAAGCAGUUUCCAUCAAUGGAAGCACUAAGAAUGCGUGUUCAUUCUGCGGCAAGCAGUUUCCAUCGAAGGGUUCACUAGAGAUGCACGUGAGGGUCCACACAGGAGAGAAACCCUUUCAAUGCAAGAAAUGCAGCAAACGCUUCACACAAAAAGCCUCCAUGAAGAUACAUAUGUUUAGUGUGCAUAAAUUACUCGACUUUGUGAAGGUGCACAUGAGGAUCCACACAGGCGAGAAACCGUUUGAGUGUCCGGAGUGCGGGAAACGGUUCAACCAGAAGAGCAGCAUGAGGUCUCACAUGUUUGUGGUGCAUAAAAAGUUUGAAAUUACAAACAAGGUGUUCCGAACGGCUACCAAGCUGUCAGUUCACACGAGGAUCCACACGGGGGAGAAACCCUUCGGGUGUCCGGAGUGCGGGAAACGGUUCAACCAGAAGAGCAGCAUGAGAUCCCACAUUGAUUUAGUCCUCAGCACCUGCCAGUUCUGUAGCAAGGUGUUCCAGUCCAAAUGGCAUCUGAACCGUCAUGUGAGGAUACACACGGGGGAAAAACCGUUUGAGUGUCCCGUUUGCCAUAAAAGAUUUUCGCAAUUGUCGUCAUCGAACUCACACAUGCGUAAUAUGCAUUCCAAGGCCCAUGUUUAAUGUAGUUGUUUCACAUAUGGGACUGUCUCUGGGGAAACGAAUCUUUAUGCACGUGCAUAAGUUGUUCGUACAUUUUGUUUUGCGAAAGCUUACAUGCUGACCUUCCUUGGGAAUUCACCAUUAUCCAAUUAAUAACUUAAACGUUGAAAACCUGGUGUUGGCGCAUAGUUAUGAUUCUUGCUAAUUUCUUGAAAGACAUGGCUUAAGAUUUUUUUUAUGGUGAUACUUUUGAACCUGUAAAACCUUAUUUUACAGAUGUACAUUUUCUGUGAGCUAUGGUGUAGUGUGACUUUAUUAUACGUGUUUGAAAUAAUAGUAAAAAAAUAAAUAAAUAAAAUGUU